Messenger RNA from Impatiens glandulifera, 819 nucleotides. RefSeq lists its product as uncharacterized. The record is from RefSeq and is a predicted model, not a curated record. The transcript is spliced from 5 exons. Bases 1 to 819 code for a protein of 272 amino acids. NCBI's taxonomy places the organism in Eukaryota, Viridiplantae, Streptophyta, Magnoliopsida, Ericales, Balsaminaceae.
AUGACUACCGAAACACCUGCUUCUAACAUGAGGAUGCCAGUUCCAGCUAACCAUCUGGAUAAGCUAGAAAAGUUUGAUGGCUCAAACUUUAAGAGAUGGCAACAAAAGAUGUUCUUCUACCUCACGACCCUAAGUCUUGCGCGAUUCCUCACGGAGGAUCCUCCCACUCCCAAAAUCGAUGAGCCAAACGUGGCUUCAUCGUCGGAUGCAAACGUGCAUCCGAAAGUUGAUGUGCAAGCGGCCUCGGCCAUUGAUGCUUGGCACCAUUCAGAUUUCUUAUGUAGAAAUUACGUGUUGAAUGGUUUAUCAGAUUCAUUGUACAAUGUGUAUAGUGAGAAGAAUACGGCCAAAGAACUAUGGCAAUCUCUUGAACGUAAGUACAAACAGAAGAUGCGGGUGCAAAAAGUUUAUGGUCGGUCGAUUUUUGGACUACAAAAUGUGGCUGCUAUUAUUGAGAAGUUGCCACCGUCUUGGACCGAUUUCAAGAACUACCUUAAGCACAAAGCGAAAGGAGAUGAACGUAGAAGAAUGGAGGAAUCUCUAAGAAGUUCACGGCAAGUGUUUCAUUGCAAUGGCAUGGGCCAUAGAUCUUCCGAGUGCAAGAAGCCGAGAAGAGUUCGAGAGGCUAACUUGACUCAAGGAUUAUCGGGACAUGAUUUGUGUGCGAUGAUAUCUGAGGUGAAGGAAAAGUGUGUUAAGGUUGUCUUCAAGGAAAGAUUACCAUUGACUAAUGUGUUGUAUGUUCCGGAGAUUCGGAAAAAUUUGAUAUCCGGAUCUCUUCUAAGUAAGCAUGGUGUUAGAAUUUUAAGCCAAGUAUGA